Molecule: messenger RNA, 1374 nt
Organism: Meloidogyne enterolobii
Lineage: Eukaryota; Metazoa; Nematoda; Chromadorea; Rhabditida; Meloidogynidae
Source: the annotation of a GenBank genome assembly
AUGUUUUUAAAUUUCUCUCGCCAAACAUUAAAUAAAUGUGCCAAAAAAACAAAUUUAAUUUUAAUAAAUUCCAAAUAUUUUUCUACAAAAUUUAAUAUCGAUAAAGAAUCCAAAAAACAUGGAGGGGAAUUGGUUGCUUCUGUCCUUAAAAUUUAUGAUACGAGACAUGAAGUGAAUGCUGUAUUUGCAGCUGAUGCAGGUGUUACCAACACAAUCACUUCCCUAAAAAAUGCCCAAUUGGCUGAAUCGCCUGUUAUUCUGUUGGCUGGUGCUGCUCCAUCAUUAAUGAAAGGCAAAGGAGCACUACAGGACAUUGAUCAAAUCCCAAUAAUUCAAUCAAUGUGUAAAUUUACUGCAAGAAUUAUAAAUGUUGGAGAUAUAGUUCCAACACUUCGUGAGGCAAUUUCUGUUUCUCAAUCAGGCACUCCUGGGCCUGUAUUUAUUGAGUUCCCAUUGGAUGUUCUCCAAUCCUAUCAGGAACAAAGUUUCAACGAGUCUGUCUAUCAACAUAUUUAUCGUCAAUUCCACAAUGCUUGGUCUCAUGAAGAAUUUGGACCUUUACCUGUCACAAUUCCGAAGCCAAACAUUGCAGAUAUUACAAAAAUUGCAGAUAUUCUUGAAAAUGCAAAACGUCCACUUUUAUUAAUGGGAAGUCAAUCUACUUUGCCUCCACUUAAAACUGAACAACUUGUUCAAGUUGUUAAUAAUUUGGGUAUUCCUACUUAUUUGGGUGGAAUGAGUCGUGGAUUGUUAGGGGCAAAUUCAUCGUUACAGAUGCGUCAAAAUAGAAAGAUUGCAAUUAAAGAGGCCGAUGUUAUUCUUCUUGCAGGAGCUGUAUGUGACUUCCGUCUAACCUAUGGAAAGGGAUUUUCACCCGAAACAAAAGUUAUUUCAAUAAAUAGAAGUCAGGAACAAAUGUUAAAGAAUCACGGUGUUUUCUGGAAUUCUGCAGCAACUAUUCAAGCUGAUGUAGGUUUGACUUUGUUAGAACUUCAAAAGCAUAUGAAGAAACGAAAAUGGGAAGGUUUGGAAAAUUGUAAAGAAUGGAUUGAAAUGUUGAGGGAAAUGGAAAUUAAAAAAGAAGAAGACACUGCAAAAAGGUUGGCACAAAAACCUGAUGAUGGACAUAUGAACCCUCUUGUAUUAUUGACUGCAAUGGAUGAGGUAAUUCCAAAAGAUGCAAUUUUGGUUGCAGAUGGUGGCGAUUUUGUUGGAAGUGCUGCUUAUAUUGUUCGACCAGGAGGACCAUUGCAAUGGCUCGAUCCCGGCACUUUUGGCACAUUGGGAGUGGGUGCUGGAUUUGCACUUGGUGCAAAAGCUGUUUAUCCCGAAAGAACCGUUGUUAUAAUUUAUGGUGAUGGAUCUGCUGGGUAA